Messenger RNA from Ruditapes philippinarum (Manila clam), 1593 nucleotides. Its product is annotated as mucin-4-like. The coding region runs from base 1 to 1593 and encodes 530 amino acids. NCBI's taxonomy places the organism in Eukaryota, Metazoa, Mollusca, Bivalvia, Venerida, Veneridae. The record is from RefSeq and is a predicted model, not a curated record. The transcript has 3 exons.
AUGUCCGUUUCUAAAGAUGAAAAUGCUGAAGAAACGGGAAAAGUCCUCAAUAAUUGUGCAUAUGUAGAGCAAGACAAAACUGACCAAUACGCUUUUAACCAAAGCCAUUCACUAGACAAAAAAGUUAUAAAAAGCACUAAGACAACAGAUGGUGUUACAGGAUCAAUGACAGUAGAUGAAAAGAGGAAAGAGGAUGUUUCAAAAGCAUCAAAAGUAGUGAGUUCAAAGACAAAGGAUUUAAAAAACACAUCUGAGAGAGGUACACCAGAAAAAAGUGAACAUUUACAUCCAAAGGAAAGUGAAGAUGAGACGACGAUUAAGAAAUCAAAACAAGCCACCAAGCAGGCAUCAAAAGAUUCUGAUACCAAAAACAUGCCACAAUCGAAGAAACACACACCAAUGUCAAAUGUGAAAAUAAAAAGAUCCGGACAAAAUAUUACGCGCCAGCCGCCAGAAAUUAGUCGCAAAGAUAUAUCCAAAACAAAGACUAAACUAUCAAUGUCCCGUAUAACAGAUGAAAAAUUUAAACCGACUGUUGUGCGAUCAUCGAUAGAUUCUGAUAGCAAGCUUAUAUCUAAAUCAAAGUUCAAAGAUUCAAACGCAAAUUUGAAGAGAGACAACCUAGGAUCAAACACAUCCCUUACAACAACCUUGAAAUGGAAAAAAUCUGAAUCCAUUACUUCGGAAACACCAACAGCUUUCGGUAGCCGAAAUAAGAUUCAAAGAAAGACCCAUGAAUCAAAGUCGUAUACAACGGAAAAUAAAAAUGAAGCAGACAUUAAGAGAUCGUCGUCACCAGCUUUUGUUGACAAAGAAAAGUCCAAAACAAAAACUGACCCAUCAAAGAAUAUAUCAAAAGAAAGUAACUGUUCACCAAGUCUUACACCGAAGAGUAUAAAAGAAAUUGACGAUAAAGAAACACAAAAGAUUCGAGCAAAAGCAAAACUGAAUGAUACUGAACGUACCUCUAUAACUACUCACAAGCAGAAGAUAUCAGUGAUGAAAGAUAAAAGUGUUACACCCAGUUCAGUGUCACAUCUCUUGACUAAUAAGACAAGCGAUGUGGAUACAUCAAAACUGGCGGGUGAAUGUAACACGCAAAAAGCACCUUAUCUGACCACAAGCAGUCCUUCACCUGCACAGUUCCAGCAAAGCAUGUCUAUUUCUAAAUCGCCUGUAACAAAGGAAAAUCAAAUCACUUCAAAAGGAAAUGACACUAUAAAAGUUCCACGAGAUGGAUUAUCGAUUAACUCGAAAAACAAUGAACUUCCUUUAAAAAAACAAAGAUCGAAUACAAGGUUAGAGAAUAGUUCAAUGCAAACAGAAAUCAAAACUUCAAAAGACUUCAAACAGUCGUUUUUACAAAGAAAAGCAUGGGUUAAGAGUGAAACAGAUUUGAAAACAGAAACAACCGUGAAGCGGAAUGAAACAUCUCAGAAGUGUAUGAUCCAUGAAACAAAGACAUAUUUUGAUGAGAACAGUCAAGACAAAUCACCGGAAAGAGACAGAGCCGCUGAAAGCGGACGUAGAGGCAAUGAAGUUCCAAAGACAAAAAAGGAGAAAAUGAAUCUGGAGGAUUUCAAAACAAUCUAA